AUGCCAUCGCGACUGCAGCAGAUGAUUGGUUUCUCGGGUAUCACUCAAAGCGCCCUAGCUGCUCUCCAGGCGUCAUGCUGGAGAUUCGGCGGCGGCCACAGCGUCCUCAGCGGCGCCCUGCAGCAGCUGCUUGAGUUGCGCAUAGUCGGCGCCCGGGGCGUGCAGGCCGCCGCGUCAGCACUGCCGUCAACCAGCAGCUCCAAUCACAUUGACGAAAGUGGAGAGGCCGCCAGCGGGAACCACAAUGUUGCAGACUUCACCAGCAGCAGCGGCGAUGGCAGCGACACGCCGGCCGCCACAGCCAACCCCGCAAAGUCUCACAAAGGUGUGGCGCCGCUGCGGCGCUUCAUGUGCACAUGCCGCUGCAGCCGUUGCCGCUGA
Messenger RNA from Monoraphidium neglectum, 381 nucleotides. RefSeq lists its product as hypothetical. The transcript has a single exon. The coding region runs from base 1 to 381 and encodes 126 amino acids. NCBI's taxonomy places the organism in Eukaryota, Viridiplantae, Chlorophyta, Chlorophyceae, Sphaeropleales, Selenastraceae. The record is from RefSeq and is a predicted model, not a curated record.